Molecule: messenger RNA, 3261 nt
Organism: Chrysoperla carnea
Lineage: Eukaryota; Metazoa; Arthropoda; Insecta; Neuroptera; Chrysopidae
Product: membrane alanyl aminopeptidase-like
Exons: 13
Coding region: 36-2870 (944 amino acids)
Biological process (GO): proteolysis; peptide catabolic process
Cellular component (GO): cytoplasm
Molecular function (GO): peptide binding; metalloaminopeptidase activity; zinc ion binding
Source: RefSeq, a predicted model, not a curated record
AAAAAUUUUGUGUAAACGAUUAAAGAUUUAUAAAAAUGGAUCUUUAUACAAAAUUUUAUAUUUUUUUAACAUUAACAACAGCUUUAACAAUAACAGAAAAAAUUUUACCAAAAGAAGAUGUAACUUAUCGAUUACCAAAAUCCGUCCGCCCAAUACAAUACAACAUUGAAUUAGAACCAAAAUUAACUUUAACUAAUAAUUUAACUGCAUUUAAUGGAAAAGUAAAAAUUGAUAUACAUUCAACAGAAUUUUAUGUUGAUGAAAUUGUUCUACAUUCAGAACGUUUAAAGCAUACAAAAAUUGAAUUAGUGGAUCCAGUUGAACCAGACAAUAAAUUUACUAUUAAAGUUGAUGAUUCAGAUGAAAAACAUAAUUUUCUAAAAUUGAAAUUAGAUAAACCAUUGGAUAUUUUUAAAACGUAUACAUUAACAAUAGAAUAUAGUGGUACGUUAUGGAAUGAUAUGCAUGGAUUUUAUGGAAGUGUCUAUAAGGAUGAAAAUAAAGACAUAUACUUAGCUGCAACACAAUUUGAACCAGUUCAUGCCCGCCGUGCUUUUCCAUGUUUCGAUGAACCAUCUUUCAAAGCUAAAUUCACGAUAAGCAUAACACAUGAUGCUAGCAUGAAUGCUACAUUAAGUAAUAUGGAUGAAGUAUCUUCGGUUAUUAAAAGUGAUGAUCCUAAUUCAAAAGUUACAACUUUUCAAGAAACUGAUCCAAUGUCCACAUAUUUGGUUGCAUUUAUUGUUUCAAAUUUUGCAUAUAAAGAAAAUACACAAAAUCCCAAACGUAAAAUACGUGUAUUUGCCAGAGGUCAAGCAGUUGAUCAAGUAGAUUAUGCAACACAAAUAUGUGAUCCAUUGUUGGUGAAUCUGGAACAAAUUACUGGAAUGGACUUUCCAUACAAAACAGAUUUAGUAGCAAUUCCAGAUUUUGCAGCAGGCGCAAUGGAAAAUUGGGGUUUGAUUACAUAUCGUGAAACUGCAUUAUUGUAUCAUGAGCUUCAUUCCUCAAAAUCAGAAAAAUUACGAGUUGCCACUGUUAUUGGGCAUGAACUGACACAUAUGUGGUUUGGCGAUAUGAUAACAUUGAAUUGGUGGGAAAAUACUUGGUUAAAUGAGGGAUUCGCUAGAUUUUUUCAAUAUUUUUCUACGGCAGCUGUUGUUGGUGAAGAAUGGGGUUUAGAAGAAGCAUUUAUUCCAGAACAAUUGCAAGCUAUAUUAGGAACUGAUGCAUAUGGAAAUUUAGAUCCAUUAACUUCAAAAGUAGCAACCCCUUCCGAAAUUAAUUCCCGUUUUAAUUGGAUUGGUUAUAACAAAGGUGCAAGUGUUAUACGGAUGAUGCAACAUUUAGUUGGAGCAGAAAAUUUUCAAAAAGGAAUUCAAGCAUAUUUGAAGUCAUUAAAAUUCAGAAAUGCUGAACCUGAAAAUUUAUUUGUUGCAUUAAAUGAACAAAUUACAGACACAUCAAUUAAGGAUGGAUUCUAUAGUUUCUUUAACACAUUUACCACACAACCAGGGUAUCCACUGGUAACAGUACGAAAAUCAAGCAAGAACACGUUUGUGGUUGAUCAGGAAGUCUUCCUAUUGAAUAAUGAUAAACAUUUUUAUCAUAAAUGGACAAUACCAUUAACAAUGACACAUGGUAUGCAAGGGAAUUUCGAAAUUACAUCCAAUGUUCAAUAUUUAAUGGAAAAUGAAGACAAUAAAACAAUAACUUUGGAAUCAGCGGAUUUAGAUAAAACUUGGCUUAUUUUAAAUCUUCAACAAGUUGGAUAUUAUCGAGUGAAUUAUGAUAAUGAUUUAUGGCAACGAAUUAUCGAUGUGUUGAAUAGUGAUCGUUACGAAACAAUCCAUACACUAAAUCGUGCUCAAUUAAUUGAUGAUAUAUUUAAUUUAGCCAAAGCUGGUUUAGUUAAAUAUGAGCAAGUCUUUGAUUUAAUUGCUUAUUUAAAUCAAGAAAGUUAUCUAACACCAUGGUCAUCAGCAAUAAUCAAUUUAAGUUUCUUGAAACAACGUUUUAUUGCUAAUAAUGAACAUCUUGAGCCAUUAGUUACAUUUGUAAGGAAUCUAGUUGAAAAUCAGUAUCAAGAAUUUAAAGAUUUUAAAAUUGAUCCUACGAAAGAAAAGGCUAACGUUACAAUGUAUCGUGCGAAAAUUGUUUCUGCAGCUUGUGAAUAUGAAAAUGAACAUUGUGUUAAACAAUCAUCUGAAUUAUUUAAGGAAUGGAAAAAAGACGGUUCAAAAUUGAUUCCAGUUGAUUUACGAGGUACGGUGUAUUGUGUAGGUAUACAAAAUGGUGAUAAAGAUGACUGGAACCAUUUAUUUAACGAGUUUACGAAAGCAAAUGUUGCUGCCGAACAAGUUCGUAUUAUUAACAGUUUAGGAUGCAGUUUGGAUAAGGAGAUACUAACCAACUAUUUAAAGAAAACUAUUGAAGUAGAUUCAGAAAUACGUAGUCAAGAUGCAUCGUCUGUAUUUAAUUCAGUAUUGAGGACUCAAACUGGUAUUGACGUAGCUUUAGAGUUUGUUAAAACAUCAUAUGAACAAAUAAAAGAACGUUACGGAGGAUCGAAACAACUUGGAAGUAUUAUUAGUAGUCUUGGAUCAAGAUUAACAACAGAGGAACAAAUUAAACAAUAUGAAGAGUUUUUAAAUGAUCUGGUUAAAAAACCAGAAUAUGAGGAUGUUGCAGUGACUUCGAGGCAGACCAUCCAAAAUGCGCGAACCAAUUUGGAAUGGAACACAAAAUAUGGACAUACUGUUCAUCAAAUUUUAACUGAUCAUAAUAAAUCAAAUAAUGCUGAAAUGCAGAAAAUCAAUGUGUUUAUGUUGCUAACAACGAUACUUGUUUGUAUAUACAAUCUUUUUUAGAUAGACAAACCUGUUUAUAAUUAAAAUGUAAAAUAAUAGUAGUAUGUUAUCUCAAAAUUUUUAAUUAAAAACUCGGAUUCUCCUUUAAGCUACCAAAAUAUGUGAUCAGGAAUAAUUGAUAACGCGCAAACAACAGUUAGGAGGUUGUUAACAACAUUCAUUUAAUUUAUUCUCUUAAAUUGAUUAAACGUUGUGGAUAAACAAGAAAGAAGUGUGUACAGCUCCCAUAUGAAAUUAAAAGCAAUUUCCUAUAUUAUUAUUAUUCAAUAAACAUUUUUUCACAUGUUUCAGUGUUAAAUACCUAAUUUCAAUUUCACUUAAGGUUGAUCGGGCAUUAAAGUCAUGUGAUGAUAAUAAUCUGAAUUUUGAUAUGUUAUUAAUUGUUAGAUAA